UCCUCAGUGAAAAACGCAUCUUUAUGGAGAAGACUUCAGAGCUGCAGGAAAAGAAAAUGGGGAAAUUUUUACAGCCGAUAACCUGAAUCACUGCAAGCAAGGAUGUCUUGGCCGGCUCUGUACGCUCAGCUACUCGGCACCAACCGGCACUCCACCUCCCUGGGGAAAGUGUGGCUCUCUGUGUUGUUUAUUUUCAGAGUCAUGGUUCUGGUUGUGGCCGCUGAGAGCGUCUGGGGCGACGAGCAGUCCGAUUUCACCUGUAACACACUACAGCCUGGCUGUGAAAACGUCUGUUAUGAUCAGUUUUUCCCAGUGUCCCAUAUCCGCCUCUGGAGCCUCCAGCUGGUCUUUGUGUCCACACCAACCCUCUUGGUCUCCAUGUAUGUGUCCUACCGCAAUCACUGCGAUAAGAGACGAAUCCUUCAGAGUUCUGGACGGGCUAGCGUACUCAACAAUAAGGGGCAAGAAGAAGAGCUGGAGACUCUAAAAAAGAGGAGACUCCCAAUAGCUGGCGCCCUCUGGUGGACAUACCUCUGCAGCCUGGUGUUUAAAAUGAUGUUUGAAGGUGGAUUCAUGUACGCCCUGUACGUUGUGUACGACGGUUUCCAGAUGCCACGCCUGGUGCAGUGCGAUCAGUGGCCAUGCCCCAACCUGGUGGACUGCUUCGUCUCACGGCCCACGGAGAAAACCGUCUUCACCGUUUUCAUGGCUACUGCCUCUUCUAUCUGCAUGGUUCUUAAUUUGGCUGAACUUGCAUAUCUGGUCGCCAAGGCUCUCAACAGCUAACAACUGACAUCUUGCUUUCAAUGAAACUUUGAGGGCAGAGGGUGACGAAAUCAGCAAGGAGAACAGAUUUGUCAAGAGACAGAUUUGGGUUUGAACAAACCAUCUGCUCCAGAAUGAAGGUGCAUCACAUAGCAAAGACUUUUAAGAACAAUUUUAAAUGCAGAUAAAUACACUUCUAUGACCCCAGAAAUGGUGACGGAUGUCAACAAUGAAUUUUUAUGCACACCUUGAUGCCAUUUGUUUUUAUACCAUUGUGGAAUUUUUGUGGCCCGGCUGAGAUAUCUGGGUUCCCGAUUGGUGGAUGGAAAAUAUUUCAAUAUGAAGUCAAUAAUUUAUUGAUCAGAGAGGAUUUCUCUGGGCUUUUAUCAGUAGAAAAUCCAGAUUGAAUCAGACAUUUUGGACCAAAUGCGUUACUUUAUGGACUUUCUUUAAUAUGGAAAACUUGACCUCUUUCUGACCAUCGCUCCAUUUCUGAGUCUUUCUGGUUUUAAAUGUUUGCUCAUUAGAAAAUCAUAAAAUUGUUGGUUGAAUCACAGCAAUAAUUUCCACAGCUGUUUGCCAACUUGCUAGGAAAGUUGUUUUAUGUAUUUUAUAUUUGAGUCACUGAAUACAAUCACGGACAUUUCAAAUAUCCAUGUUUUUCCUUUACUCUGAUUUUGUUUUAAUGAGGAAAAUCAAAGUCCCUGGUGAAUUAAUGAAUGAAACGUAUUCAUACCCCUUUAAAUUUCUCACUCUGUUUCAUUGCAGCCAUUUGCUAAUCUCAGAAAAGUUCAUAUUAUUUCUCAUUAAUGUAUACUCAGCAUCCCCUCUUGACAGAAAACAUACAGAAUUGUAGGAAGCUUUGUAAAUUUAUUAAAAAAAAGAAAAACUGAAACAUCACAUGGUCAUAAGUAUUCAGACCUUUUGCUCAGUAGAAACCCCUUUUUAGCUUGUACAGCCAUGAGUCUUCUUGGAAAUGAUGCAACUAGUUUUUCACAGCUGGAUUUGGGGAUCCUCUGCCAUUCCUCCUUCAGAACCUCUCCAGUUCCAUCGGGUCGGAUGGUGAAUGUUGGUCAUAGAGUUGGAUGCAGGCAUGCAUAACAAAUCACAUUUUAUUUUAAAUAUAUUUACAUUUUUCAAAAGUACAUUGCCAAUAUACUAUUACAGAAUUGUACAAAUUGUCAAUACAUUCAAAAUUUGCAGACAACAUGCUUAUGAAAAUUAGUACAAUGAAACAAUAGGUACACUUUAGAGGAAAUGUGAAAAAUAUUUAACCAAGGACAGAGUAUUGUUUUAAUUUAAUAUCACAGUAUUCCAGUAUUAUUGCAAACAUACUGACAUUUCUCCUUCCUAAGAACAGUGAGGAUCAACGGCAGAACAUUCCCAUUCACUGCACUUUACAGAAACCUACAAAAAAGAACAUUUGUAUUUUAAAGAGUACAGAAAAAUGGCAAAGAAAAAAGUCUGACUUACAAUUUUCAGACGUAGCGGACUCGCUAUGCAUGUGACAUCAUCAGAACUGAUGAUUCAAGUAGCUGCAGCUUCUCUUCUCUGAAUGGAGCUACAGCGACAUCUGCUGGGUCUUAAAGGAAUAUUGGGAAUUGCAGUAUUUUGCACCAAUGUUAUGUUAUUUUUUUUCACAUUUCUUCUAUCGAAUGUUGGUUCCUGGGUGUUUAAUGAGACAAUAAAGUUUUUAAUAAUG
Xiphophorus maculatus (southern platyfish) is the source of this 2467-nucleotide messenger RNA. RefSeq names its product gap junction beta-6 protein-like. The transcript has 7 exons. Gene Ontology annotation, cellular component: connexin complex. Lineage: Eukaryota; Metazoa; Chordata; Actinopteri; Cyprinodontiformes; Poeciliidae. The record is from RefSeq and is a predicted model, not a curated record. Gene Ontology annotation, biological process: cell communication. The coding region runs from base 103 to 786 and encodes 227 amino acids.